Chroicocephalus ridibundus (black-headed gull) is the source of this 1721-nucleotide messenger RNA. It is a transcript of the gene NSUN5, whose product is annotated as NOP2/Sun RNA methyltransferase 5. Bases 63 to 1457 code for a protein of 464 amino acids. Gene Ontology annotation, cellular component: nucleolus. NCBI's taxonomy places the organism in Eukaryota, Metazoa, Chordata, Aves, Charadriiformes, Laridae. Gene Ontology annotation, molecular function: RNA methyltransferase activity. The record is from RefSeq and is a predicted model, not a curated record. Gene Ontology annotation, biological process: rRNA base methylation. The transcript has 10 exons.
GGGCGCCGCCGCCCGCCCCCUGCCGGCCGGGAGGUCGCACGGCCGGAAGCGGCGGCGGGAACAUGGCGCUGUACAGCGCGGCCGCCGCCGUCCUGCAGGGGCUGGAGCGCGGCGAUGGCGGCAUCAAAAGCCUGGUGUACAACAGCCGCUUCCCGCACAUCCGGCAGCUGUAUGCCCUGGUGUCUGAGACCCUCCGCUACUCCCCGGUGCUGGAGAAGCUGCUGGCUGGCGCCGCGCUGCUGCAGGCCGAGAAGAAGCUGCCCCCGCAGCUGGCAAAGGUGCUGGUGUACGACCUGCUCUUUGGCAAGGGUCUGAAGUGCGGGGGCCGUUGGAAGGCGCUGGCCCGGCGGCACCGGGCCCGGCUGGAGGCUGAGCUGGCCCGUCUGAAGGUGCAGCAGAAAGUAAGCCGCAACGAGGACCUCCUGGCCCCGGUGCAGGCAGCAAGCCCUGGCGCCUCCCAGGUGCCGCGCUAUGUCCGAGUCAACACCCUGAAGACUUGUGUGGAUGAUGUGAUUGACUUCUUCAAGCGCCAGGGCUACUCCUACCUGGGCAAAGCAGCCAGCGUGGAGGAACUGAGAGCCCUCUCCGGGAAGAAAUUCUUGCUGGAUCUUCAUCUCCCGGAGCUACUGGUUUUCCCUCCGCAGACAGACUUCCACGACAACCUGCUGUACACUUCAGGACACAUAAUUCUACAGGAUAAGGCCAGCUGCCUCCCUGCCUUCCUCCUCGACCCUGCCGCCGGCUCCCACGUCAUUGAUGCCUGUGCUGCCCCAGGCAACAAGACCAGCCACCUGGCUGCCAUCCUGAAGAACAAGGGACAGAUCUUUGCCUUUGAUGUGGACACCAAACGCCUGGCCACCAUGAACACCAUGCUGAUGCGGGCUGGGGUCACUGGCUUCCAGCUGGCCCAGCAGGACUUCCUGACGGUGGAUCCCGGAGACCCCAAGUACAGCAAGGUGACCUACAUCCUCCUCGACCCGUCCUGCAGCGGCUCAGGGAUGGUGAACCGGCUGCCGAGGGAGGAGGCUGCCCCGAGCCCUGAUCGGCUGCAGGCGCUGGCCGGCUUCCAGCGCAAGGUCUUGAGCCAUGCCCUGAGCUUCCCGGCUCUCCAGCGCCUGGUGUACUCCACCUGCUCGCUGCACCGGGAGGAGAACGAGGAUGUGGUGCAGGCCGUGCUGCAGGAGUGGGGCUCGUCCUUCAGACUGGUGAACGCCUUCCCUUCCUGGCCUUGCCGAGGACUCGCUGCCUUCCCCGGAGCCGAGUGCUGCCUCCGUGCCUCUCCUGCAGACACACUCACCCAUGGCUUCUUUGUGGCCGUCCUGGAGCGGUACAGGGAAGGAGCUGCUGCUCCCAGCUCCCUGCCUGCAGCAGCUGAGAACCCAGAGCACGGUGAGGGAACGGCGCCAGGAACAGCUCCCAAGAAGAGGAAGAGGAAAAAGCAGCGGGUGAAGGAGUGAAAUAACAUUUUUAGGACUGCACGGUGCCCAGCUGGGGCUGGCAGGGAACACUCCUCCAGUGCCACUGCGGCCCCAAGGACAGCGGGGCCUCCAAACACAAGUAAAGCCUCUGCGCCAGCUGCAGCCAUAGUGGAAUUCUGUGACACCCUGCUCCCCUGGGACCGAGUGCCAACCCCUGGGACAGCCCUCGUGCCAGGAAGGGGGAACACCUCACCCAGGGCAGCCUCGGGAGGGCUGCAGGCAGUGCCAGUGUUCAGCAUAACC